Molecule: messenger RNA, 6732 nt
Organism: Pelmatolapia mariae (spotted tilapia)
Lineage: Eukaryota; Metazoa; Chordata; Actinopteri; Cichliformes; Cichlidae
Gene: abl2
Product: c-abl oncogene 2, non-receptor tyrosine kinase
Exons: 11
Coding region: 391-4011 (1206 amino acids)
Biological process (GO): protein phosphorylation; regulation of apoptotic process
Molecular function (GO): protein binding; non-membrane spanning protein tyrosine kinase activity; ATP binding
Source: RefSeq, a predicted model, not a curated record
GGCGGCGUCAGAGGGGGCGCGCAGCGGCCGGACAACGGCAAAACGAUUCUAACUAGCUUCAAUUUGACCGAAUAUAGCCAACCGGGUGUCUUUUAUUACUACUCGGAUGCCACCCGGAGCAAGGAAUUAGAGGCAGUCGCUGUCACACGCCGGGGUUGGGAUUUUAUUGUUAAAGGCAGGGUGGGUGGGUUUCACUGAUAGCAGCUAACGUUAGCUAACUGGCUAGCUAGGCGAGCUAACACGGGCUAGUUUUACUUUAGCCCACUGAAAGAACGGCGGGGAGGGGAUUGAGGAAGAGUAUUCGGGCCAGGCCGCUUCAGCUUUGGGGGAAUGUGAACCAGACGCGCGCAGGGGGGUUUGCUUGCUUCGUCCUCACGCCAAACUACCGGGAUGGGACAGCAGGUUGGCCGAGUCGGUGAGGGUACAUCGACCGGGCUCCAGCCACCACAGCCCCACGCGCCCCAACCACACCAAGGGAAGGGGAACCGGGGGAGCGGCGUCGGGAGGAGACCCCGGGAACCCGGCAGUAGCACCGGGACACCGCCAGGCAGGACAGCUCCAGUCAAUGUGCCCGAUCCAGGCAUCAAUAUAUUCACCCAGCAUUCAGAAGCUCUGACAGAGGCGGUGCGCUGGAGCUCCAAGGAGAACCUUCUGGGCGCCACCGAGAGCGACCCUAACCUCUUUGUUGCACUUUAUGACUUUGUUGCUAGUGGAGACAACACACUCAGCAUCACCAAAGGUGAGAAGCUGCGUGUGCUGGGCUACAACCAGAAUGGAGAGUGGAGUGAAGUGAGGUCUAAAAACGGUCAGGGGUGGGUUCCCUCCAACUACAUCACACCGGUCAACAGCCUGGAGAAGCAUAGCUGGUACCACGGGCCCGUUUCCCGCAGCGCUGCAGAGUAUCUGCUCUCAUCACUUAUCAAUGGCAGUUUUCUGGUGCGAGAAAGCGAGAGCAGCCCCGGACAGCUGUCCAUAUCUCUGCGCUAUGAGGGCAGAGUGUACCACUACCGGAUCAACACAGCCACGGAUGGAAAGGUGUACGUAACAUCUGAAAGCCGAUUCGCCACUCUGGCCGAGCUGGUCCAUCACCACUCCACUGUACCUGAUGGUCUGGUCACCACGCUGCACUACCCUGCACCCAAAUGUAACAAGCCUACAGUGUACGGUGUGUCACCCAUCCAUGAUAAGUGGGAGAUGGAGCGCACAGACAUCACCAUGAAGCACAAGCUGGGAGGAGGCCAGUAUGGGGAGGUGUAUGUCGGAGUGUGGAAAAAGUACAACCUCACUGUGGCUGUCAAAACACUAAAGGAAGACACUAUGGAAGUAGAGGAGUUUUUGAAAGAGGCGGCAGUUAUGAAAGAGGUUAAACACCCAAACCUCGUUCAGCUGCUGGGUGUGUGUACGUUAGAGCCUCCAUUCUACAUUGUGACCGAGUAUAUGCCACAUGGCAACCUACUGGACUACUUGAGAGAGUGUGAACGCGAUGAGGUGAAUGCUGUUGCGCUGCUAUACAUGGCCACGCAGAUCUCCUCUGCCAUGGAGUAUCUGGAGAAAAAGAACUUUAUACACAGGGAUCUCGCAGCAAGGAACUGCCUGGUCGGUGAAAAUCAUGUCGUGAAGGUUGCCGAUUUCGGCCUGAGCCGGUUGAUGACCGGUGACACCUACACCGCCCACGCUGGGGCCAAGUUCCCCAUCAAAUGGACCGCACCGGAGAGCCUUGCCUACAACACCUUCUCCAUCAAGUCUGAUGUCUGGGCUUUUGGAGUGCUACUUUGGGAAAUUGCCACUUAUGGCAUGUCUCCCUACCCGGGUAUCGAUUUGUCUCAGGUCUACGAUCUCUUGGAGAAAGGCUAUCGCAUGGAGCAACCUGAGGGAUGCCCGCCCAAAGUUUAUGAACUGAUGAGGGCAUGCUGGCAGUGGAGCCCGUUGGAUCGACCUUCGUUUGCAGAGAUCCACCAAGCCUUCGAAACGAUGUUUCAUGGCUCGAGCAUUUCUGAAGAGGUGGCAGAGGAGCUCUGUAAGACAGCAUCCUCUGAUCACAGCGGACCGCUGCAGUCUUUCAGUCAUGAUAUGCCCCUGUUGCCUUCCAAAUCUCGCCCACUCCACAAGCACACAGAAAACAAGGAAAACAUCGAGGGUGGACUGGACGGCCGCACCGACCACAGCACGCACGGUCACUCAGGUUGGGCGUCGUCUUUGCUCGGAGGGGACGGCCGAUCAGGCAGCUCCCCAGCCCUCCCCAGAAAGCAACAGUCAAGAGAUAAAUCUCCCAGCAGCCUUUUAGAGGAUGCACAGGAUGUGGGCACAUUUACACGAGACCGCAAGACUGGCUUCUUUAGCUCAUUUAUCAAAAAGAAAUCUUCCUCUUCUUCCUCGUCACAGUCUUCUCAGCACCAACAGAACCUUCCGAUGCCACCCAAGAGAAGCAGUUCCUUCCGGGAGAUGGAGACACAACCUCACAAAAAGUACGAGCCUACACCCGAUUUCAGUGCUCCUCCUCCCCUGCCCCAGUCAGACAGUUUAGGGGGCUUUUCUGCGUCUCCUUCCCACUCACAUGGGGAACCUAUCCAGGCACAGUCUCGCUGCUGCGGGGCAGCUUUUGGACAGAAACCCUCUGGGGGAGGCUUUGGUUCACAGGUGACAAGUGGUAGCAGUUGGAGUGGGCUGGCUGGCUUUUUUACCCCUAGACUCAUUAAAAAGACCCUGGGGCUACGGACAGGAAAGACAUGCUCCACAGACGAGGGUGGAAAUAUAGUUGGUGGGCCUAAACCUUUCCCUAGGUCCAAUUCUACCUCCUCAAUGUCAGCUGGGCUGCCUGAUUUGGAGCGCAUGGCUCUGACGUUACCCAGGAACCGCAGUGCUAAACCGCCUCUGGAGAGGACUGCCUCAACAACCUCUCAGCCAGAGAACGGGGCUGCACGACCGUCGGAAACUCUGCUGAGGAGGAUGGAUGAGGGGACUGCACAGAUCAGGGAAAGGCCCAAAGCCAAGCUACUACCCCGGGGCACUGCUGUAGGGGUGAGGGCACCGGGGGUUGGGGGGGAAGUUGGGGAUUUGGACAGCCUGUCCCGAGUCAGGGAGGGUAGAGAGGAGAGUGGAGGACUGGACAGGCAGCAGAGUUGGACAUCUCCCUCCAAGUCCUCUGGCUUGAGCAUGUCAUCAGCUGUAGCAGGUGGGCCAACUCACAACCACAAAGUCCCAGUCCUGAUCUCUCCCACACUGAAGCACAGCCCAGGUGAUGUGCACCUGGUCGGGCUAGACUCUCAGGGGAACCGCUUUAAACUGCUGUCUGAGCACCAAGCAGACCGAGACAAGCCACGCCUCGUCAAACCCAAGUGUGCACCGCCUCCUCCCCCUACUCUACGCAGUCUGCAACACUCCUACAGCGGCGACGGAGAAGAGCAAGUCGGAGGAAUGCCCGUGGAAGUAAAUGGGGACACAUUAAAAGGUCAAAGGUCAGGGCGAAUGUCAGGAGGAAUGAUGACAGGCAGACCAUCAGUGCCACCACCACAAGUGCCUCCAGCUUCUUCCUCUUCCUUUUCCUCUUCUUGCUCUGCCACCACAAACACAACCCCCACUAAAAUGGCCAAUGGGGCGACCACCUCUGCCCCCUCGCACACAGCACUGUCUGCUGGUUCCAAAGUGGCACUGCGGCGAACUAGGCAGCAAGUGGAGAGGGCGCCCUUGGAGCGGGUUAGCCGCGAGGCCUUGCUGGAGUGCGCGGAAUGCCUGAGCAGCGCACUCCACGCCAGCUCCGAAAGCCCCUCCAGCAGCCAGGUUCUGGACGCUGGCCAUCAGCUGCUAGACUACUGCUCAGGUUAUGUGGACUGCAUCCCUCAGAUGAGGAACAAAUUUGCCUUUCGAGAGGCAGUGGGGAAGCUGGAGCUCAGCCUGCAGGAACUGAGAGCCUCGUCGUCAGGAGGUGGGGGGUUGGGUGGCGUGGGGUCCAACACUGUACUGGAUAACCUACACAGCUGUAUUAAAGAGAUUAGUGACGUAGUGCAGAGGUAGCCACCGUGACACCACAAAUCGUCACCUCUAACUACCCAACAGAUCGCUUUGAUUCCUUUUUUAUGUUUCAGGUUCUGUUGACAGCUUUCUGGGGGACAGAAUGAGAUGCAUCUCUGCAGUACCUCACACUAUCACUACAAGAAAUAACUUUUUUUUUAAUUGUUUACAAAUCAGUUUGAUAAAAUGCCAGUGUGGACACUAAUUUUCCUCUAACCUGUACAUAUUGAGAAAUAAUAUACCAAACUAAAUUCAAGUCGCACCAUAAAACGUUUCACCGCAACUUUUUACGUGGCCUUGAUGUAAAGGCGUCUUUGCUGCCUGAAUGUCGAGUGUAUCAGCUGUGUAGCCAGCCAACAGAGUAGGCAAAGCUCACUCUGCUUCCCCUCAAUUUAAACUCAAGAAUUGUUUUACAAAUAUGUAAGUGUACCGUUUUCCUCUGUCUGGAGAACCAAGUGAUCGUGAGCCAUUUUGGAAACUACAUUCAUGUGAACUCCUUCGAGGUACGAGGGGUGGUGGGGGGGUGUUCUCAUAGGCCAGUUGGACAAGUGUAAAAAGGUUAUAAAUAACACCCACACCUGCUUUUUCCCUUGUGUGGGGUUAAAGUCUGGUUUCUUUUCUGUUUUGUUUUGUUUUUUUCAAUAGUAACCGUGAAAUUUCCACAUGUCCACCUAAUUAUAAUAAAAGUUUUAGCGAUUGCCUACAAAAGUAAACGUGUGCAUUUGACAGAUAUUCCCCGCAGCACUGACACAUGAUGAACGAACACGGGCCGUCACUUCACACACACAGAAUUUGUCUUUACUUCAGUGACUGAUGUUCACACCUUAACGUAGUGCUACAAAAAUGGGGAAUCUCCCCAGUCCCUUAAAGCAUUUCAUUAUUCGUGUCCAGUUAUCCUCGCACGCUGCUUCGUUGUUUUGUACGAUGGAGCUGAAACACGUGGAGUGAGGAAAGAUAGAGCACAGGGUAGCACAUGAGCAGGUGAACUGGGACAGUGUUUUAAAAGUGUCCUUGCGAGUGUGGACAGUGCUGGAUUCCCUGUAGCCUUGUCGUGGCCUCAGUGCCUCAUUCUUCAGUGUAAGAACGCUGCGAAAUGCAGAGACCUACUUUACACUAAUCACACAGUACUGAUCUCGCAACAAACUGCAGUAUGUCUUCAGCACAUGAGCAAUUUGUACAUUAUUUGGUUCACAGAAAAAUGCUUUUUAGAAUGUCUAUGUAUGAACUUGAAUUUUAAAUUAUUGUUGUUUAGGUUUUUUUAAAGCACAGACCUAUUUUAAAAGAAAAGCUAUGUAAAUAUUUGACUUAUUUCAUAUCCAGGAAUCAAAAGAUUUAUCUGUGGUCACAGCAUAAAAAACAAUGUUUCUGACUGAAGAGAUGUAUUUCAAGACUGAGGCCCAUCCACCCAGAUCUGAUUAUCUGCUUUAUGAAUGUAUUCUUCUGUUCUCAACCUGGUUGAAUGUUCAGCUGCGUGUCUCUUUAAUCUCUUAAGGUGCCAUAUUCUUUUUUCCAUUUAACUUACUGGCCCAUACUUUAUUUUGAUCACACUAAAUAAUAAGUCCAGAGAUAUCUGCUCUGUUUUUUGAGCACAAGCAGAAUUGUGUACAGCACAUACACAACUUGUAUUAUUUUCCUUUUUGUUUACUUGCUUUGGUUCUCAUAUUUAUGUACACUGGAUACGGCCUCGAUCUCAUUGGUUCAUUGACACAUGCUCUGUACAUGUAAAAUUGUAAACACUGCUGCAAGUCCGUAACACUUUUAAUGCCUUUCAAUGGCAUGUAAUUUUUUUUGUGGUGCAUUUCAUCCUGUAAUUUUUCUUGCUAUUGUGCGUCAGUAAAAUUGCCCUUUUUUGCCAAACAGGAUACUUUUAGACGAGCUGAUUUUUGUGCAUUUAAAAUAACAUGAAAUGAAAAAUGACACCUUUCUUCACAAUUCUUGGUGCCUUUUUGUGAAACAGCUUGUACACUGUCACUGCGAGGACUCACAGAAUGUUCAAGUCCCUCAUUAAAACUCUCAUGCGUAUGUUUCAAUUUCAAUGACAUUGUUAUAAUCCUGUCACUGCGCUGUCGGUUUCUGUCAUUUGGAGGUUAACAGCCAGAUGCCAACAUGUGCUUUUUGGCCAUAUUGGAUAUUUGGCAGUUGGUGUCAGCAUUUGUAAUAAAUGCAUUAAAAUUUAGAAAGAAGAGAUGGGAGAAACACCCUUCAACCACGUUAUGAAUGUUGAUAUUCUAUAUCUUGUCCACCAGAGGGUGCUCUGCAACUUUCAUGUUGGCAAUACAGCAUAAAUAAAUACAUAAACAGAUUACCCCAAUAAAUGUUAGGGAAAUAUUUUUAGUUCUGUGUCUGAAAGAAAGAAUAUUGGAUCAACAAUUGUAUCAGUCGGACUCUAUUUGGAAAAUCUGUAACUAAUCGGGUUUAUUUGUGGCUGUUAGCGCUGUUAGUGCGGUCACACAAAUAUCUGUCUGAUCUGAUCACACUUCAGUCUAAAACCUUUAGAACUGACUAGCACCAGAUUGGCCUUAGUUUCUCUUUACUUUGUGUGAAUACGCCUUUUUAGAUGGUGAAAGAAAAAAUCCUGAAAUCACGCAUUUCUAUUCCGAACAGUUUUAUUUAAUUUAUUUUUUAAGGAUUCAAUCGUUGAUCGUCAGCGAACUGAUUUCGUACCAACUCACAAGCCUGAUCUCAAGACCAAUGCUGUUUAAUAUUUAAGCCUGACCACAAAAU